UUCUAGACGGGGUCCAUAAUUGGGUGCUUUUGGACAAACAAAUGCCUUCACAUCACAAUUCUUGGAAAAACACAUCACAUUUCUCGGAAAAGCAACUUGAAGGCUUCCUACUAAGAUGGCUAAAACGGGGUUUAUCUUUUUGCUUCUUCUUGUGGCUUCGUUCUUUGAGUUGGCAACAGCCACCAAUACUUGUACUUGGGGAUUCUAUAUGUGUGCUAGUAAUUCCCAGUGCAUAUCAAGUAGAUACAGAUGUAACGGUACACCCCAGUGUACUAAUCAAGAAGAUGAAAGUAACUGCCCGACAAGGUGUUAUGGAAGUGACUUCAGGUGCAGCAAUAAUAACUGCGUACCCAGGAGUUACCUAUGCAAUGGUUACAAUAACUGCGGUGACGGGUCCGAUGAAUCCACCGCUCUUUGCGGCGGCACAGCAUUCCACGUGAGGCUGGUGGGAGGAAGAUCGUCAAACGAAGGACGAGUGGAGGUUUACCAUCCCCCAACACGUACAUGGGGUACAGUCUGUGAUGACGGUUGGGAUACAAACGAUGCCACGGUCGUUUGUCGUCAACUUGGUUUGCCCCGCGCUACCCAGGCUGUAUCUGGGGCAAGGUUUGGUCAAGGAACAGGCCCUAUUCUGCUCGAUCAUGUACAAUGUAGAGGCUCAGAGUUAACAUUGUCAAGAUGUUCAUCUGGAGGAUGGAAAAACCAUAAUUGUGGUCAUAAUGAAGAUGCUGGUGUUGUGUGUGGCGGUAUGUACUGUGCUUAUUUAAAAGUAAAAAAUAUAUGUUCCCUUACCAGUGUCGUUGAGAGCAUCAGAGUUGGAAGGGCGAGCACAAGCGUUUUGGCGCGAAAAUCCUUGCGAAAUCCACAGGUAGUCCAAUACAAAAUAGAAACAAGUUUUGACACGGGAAAACGUGUCAACUGUGCGCGCUGGGCACAUUUAGUCAUUGUAAGACAGAAAAAAGUCCGUGGAUUCGGUUUGACUAAAAUAGAAUAUUUUGUAAUGCUGAUAGAGGCAAGAUUGUUUUACGGUCAAAUUGAACCAGCAUAAACGAGUCUUGGUCGCAAACCCCAAAGCAAGCCUCCGUCUCUCUGAGAACCAGUGUUAUGGUGGCUCCAUUGGCUCAAAAACACCACACAAAACAUUGAACAGAGGAUUCUCCAUCUACAGGAUAAGUUCGGUCUCGAAAGUUUACCUUCCCCCGAGUGAGAGAAAGGAAAGAAAACUCUAAGGUAAAGGAGACUCUGCUCGCAGGGUAACCUCAGAAUGGAAAUAUUGCGAAAAACGUAUCUCUUUCCCUACGCUUCUUAGUAAAUUUGCCCCCCAAACAAUAUGACGUCGGAAACCGUGAAAGGAUCUAUAAAUAAACUAAUAUAAAACUC
Molecule: messenger RNA, 1380 nt
Organism: Actinia tenebrosa (Australian red waratah sea anemone)
Lineage: Eukaryota; Metazoa; Cnidaria; Anthozoa; Actiniaria; Actiniidae
Biological process (GO): cell-cell junction maintenance
Cellular component (GO): membrane
Molecular function (GO): protein binding
Source: RefSeq, a predicted model, not a curated record